Oncorhynchus keta (chum salmon) is the source of this 1435-nucleotide messenger RNA. RefSeq names its product interleukin-1 receptor-like 1. The record is from RefSeq and is a predicted model, not a curated record. Gene Ontology annotation, biological process: signal transduction. The transcript has 5 exons. Bases 193 to 975 code for a protein of 260 amino acids. Lineage: Eukaryota; Metazoa; Chordata; Actinopteri; Salmoniformes; Salmonidae.
ACACCACUAAGAAGUUGACGUGUGAAGCGUGUUGUGGGCAGAACAUUGAAGACAACUGUCACGUGUGGUGGGAGAUGAAUGGAGUGAAAGUGGGCUCGCAGCAGCAAGGCUACUCGGUGAACACCACCAGCGAGGUGGAGGUAUCUUCAAUGCGGAGUAUCUUCACAGCUAUCCUGACCAUAAACAGUGACUAUGAGGGACCUCCAGUCAAAGUUCACAUGUGUUGCAAUGAAUGACCAGAAAUGGGAUUAUGCAGUGGUUACUCUCAAGCUAAGAGGGUUUAUGUUUAUGGGUCUAUGUGUGGUGCUACUGCUCUUCUUCUUGCUAGCUGCUGUGGCUGUCAAAGUCUUUGACAUCGAUCUGGCGCUCCUCUUCCGUGGAGUUUUCAAAUGCUGUGGUCGAUCUGAGGAUGGGAAGGUCUAUGAUGCUUACGUUGUCUCCCAGAUGGAUGGCGUAGACAAGGAAAGGGAGGAGAAAGUGUAUCACUUUGUGAGCAUUGUUCUGCCCACUGUCCUGGAGCAGAAGUGUGGCUUUAGACUCUUCAUCCACGGCAGAGACGACUUACCUGGAGAAGACCGCUUGGAGUUGGUGGAGGCCUGCAUGCAGCUGAGCAGGAGGCUGAUUGUCAUCCUGAACCCCAGCUCAAACACAUUGUCAGGCUCAGGAGGUCAAGGGUCAUGUGGCUACACGUCUUUGUUGACCACAGCGGAGGACUAUGAAUGUCAGGUGGGGCUCUACCAGGCUCUGGUCCACAGUGAGAUGAAUGUUAUCCUCAUCCAGCUGGGGGACAUGGGGGAGGGUGGCUACACACACCUGCCCCCCGGCCUGCAGCACCUGGUCCGCAAGAGUGCCCCCUUAAUGUGGCAUGAGGGAAGGCGUGGGUUGAUGCUGCCCAACUCAAGCUUCUGGAAGAGGGUGCGUUACAUGAUGCCUUGGCCGCGCCACUCGACUAGUAUUGACAACCAGUUAAUAUGACUGUUCUAUGUAAACAAUCAGGUCUGAGGACUUGAAGUGCGUGUGGAGGUCUGGGUUCUCUGAAAAUCCUUAUUCCAUUCAUAGAAAUAUCAUUAAUUAUUCCGGUGCUGUGCAGAGAUAUACACAGGUUAGCUGAGAACGUCACAAAAACGAUGUGUACAAUGUGGCAGAAGGCCGUGUGUUGUUGUGAUUCUGGAUGGCUAGCAACAAUGACAAAGAAACUGCCAUGUGGGGAAUAGUAAGUGGCUAAUUUCAGCUAGUUUUAUCUUGUUCUUGAUUCCAUGUCUUGUUUUUAGGUAUUUUGACUGAUGUCACAUCUAUGCUAAUAUGGCAAAAUGUGCUUGCUUACUAACCAACAACUGUAACAAUGUAUUUGUGAGAGAACAAGUGUUCAUUGUGCAACUUUUUUAUGUUUUCAAUAAACAUUGGAGACUAAACAUAGUUUACAUGUUGUCAACAA